Harmonia axyridis is the source of this 1434-nucleotide messenger RNA. RefSeq lists its product as uncharacterized. The transcript is spliced from 2 exons. Bases 273 to 1001 code for a protein of 242 amino acids. The record is from RefSeq and is a predicted model, not a curated record. Gene Ontology annotation, biological process: DNA integration; DNA recombination. NCBI's taxonomy places the organism in Eukaryota, Metazoa, Arthropoda, Insecta, Coleoptera, Coccinellidae. Gene Ontology annotation, molecular function: DNA binding.
CCGAGAGCUAAAAUCUAAUAUUUUUCCCGUGUAUAAUACACUAUUUUUUUCUGUGAUGGGAAAAACGACAAUUUAAUAGUGAAAGAACAUAAUAUUACAAUGCAUUAGAGUCAGAAUUUUUAAACUAGUGGGCUGCAAUUAGACCAGCGUUGCUAUGGAAAACUUCAAAGUAAUCAAAUAUCUGUCAAUUUAAUUUUGUGAUUUGAUUCAAAAAUUGCGAACUCGGUAUUAAUUGUUUAGUAGUUAUCUUGUUGAAUAAUUUAAAGUUAAAAAUGUCUGAUUCCGAGUUUUCUCUGACUCCACCGGAGUUGAUAGAAGCCGCGCAAGAAGCGUCACGAAAAUUAUUGCCAGCUAAAUCACGGAAAAUAUACGAAACCGCGUAUUCAAGAUUUAUGGAUUGGAAAAUGAAAAAGAAAUGCAGUUCAUUCUCGGAGACAGUGUUAUUGGCUUACUUUUCGGAACUGGCACAACAACAAAAGCCAUCAACAGUGUGGUCGAAUUAUUCAAUGAUUAAAAGUUUGUUACGAUCCAAUAAUAAUGUAGACAUUUCAAAAUAUUUCAAACUAAUUACAUUUCUGAAACAAAAUGGGAAAGGAUACACGCCCAAGAAAGCUGCGAUUUUUACGAGUACGCAAAUUAGUGAUUUUUUAAAUAAUGCACCGGAUGAAGUUUAUUUAAUGGCCAAGGUUGUUGUUGUAUUUGGGAUUGCAGGUGCUUGUCGAAUUUGUGAAAUCAGCCAGGUAACAUUGGAUGAUAUUGAAGAUUCGGGAAAGUUAUUAAUUGUGAAACUGAAGCAAACAAAGAAUGAUGUAAACAGAAGAUUCGUAGUUACUGAAGAAUAUAUCAAGUAUUACCGAAUGUACAUAGCCCUUCGUCCAGCAGCAGCAAAAGAUCGCCGCCUGUUUUAUGCAUAUCGCAAUGGAAAAUGUAUCAAUCAGGUUGUGGGUAAAAAUCAGUUUUAUAAGGUCAUUCAUUUCGAAGAUCGUCUGCUACACUUUUAGUUGAAUCUGGGGGAGACUUGAUGACACUAAAGAAACAUGGCGGUUGGAAAUCAUCAACGGUCGCUGAAGGGUAUGUUGAUGAAUCAGUGGCACACAGAACAGAAAUUGCUAAUAAAGUGUUCAGAACGUGUGGCAGUUCUGAAAUAACACCCGAUUUGCGACCAGGUACAUCAACAACAGUUGUGUCCAUGUCAGAGAAAAAUAUUAUUUCAACACAAGAAAAUUCGUCUGUUGUACCGAAUAGUUCAAGGAACAUGUCAUUUACGCAAUGCACAUUUAAUAAUUGUACUUUUGAUAUAAAGGAAAUGUAACUAAUGUUCAAUAAAAGAUUCUGAAAUAAAAUAUCUUCCUUUAUCUAUAUGUAGAUAUAUAUAUCCGGGAAAAAAGUACUCACUUUUUUCCCGGGGAAAAAAGUAAUUUCGUGAAAAGUCAA